Gastrolobium bilobum is the source of this 1281-nucleotide messenger RNA. RefSeq lists its product as uncharacterized. Lineage: Eukaryota; Viridiplantae; Streptophyta; Magnoliopsida; Fabales; Fabaceae. The transcript is spliced from 6 exons. The coding region runs from base 1 to 1158 and encodes 385 amino acids. Gene Ontology annotation, biological process: recombinational repair. The record is from RefSeq and is a predicted model, not a curated record.
AUGGAAACGGAAUCGGAAUUGGAACCCUGGGAAGGGCUUGACAUCGACGACUCUGAUAUCUCGACCUUUCUCCGCCCCUGCAAACGCCACCACUCCAAUUAUUCUCUGAUUCCGGGCCCUGCCGGUGCUCUUCAGGCCGCCAUGAUUCACCGCAGAGCACAAACAUCCCCCGAGGACGAUCCCCUUCCCACUCAAGAAUUCCUAAGGCGUGUUGUCCAAAAUGGCCAUGAAACCGAUCUCGAUUUUAACUCCAAUCCCUGGCUUUCUGCCUUGGAAUUUGUUCAUCCACCACCACCACCACCACCACCACAAGGCGUGGUGGAUGAUGAUGAUGUUGUUACGCCUUUGAGCUCAAUCAAGAAGCAUCUCCAUGCUGGAAGAGUGCCCAAGGUCGUAGCUGUUAUCAAGUCCUGCACUCCUAACGGUUUUGGAGACAUGAUGGUUACCCUCAAGGAUCCUACAACCACUAUUGGUGCCAGUAUCCAUCGCAAAGUCUUCAAGGAAGGAGAAUUUGGGAAGGAUAUUACUGCUGGUUCAGUUCUAGUUCUUCAAAAGGUUGCUGUAUUUUCUCCCACUCCCUCUACUUGUUAUCUCAAUGUAACAUUGCGCAACAUAAUCAAGGUCUUUUCCAAGGAGAGUGGACCUCCAUCACAACAAAUUUAUCCUGCAAGCUCAGGGAGACGCCCUUCACCUAAUAUAGAAAGACAUGAAAAGUCAUGGAUGCUGGGUAGUACAUUCUCUCUGCCUCAGGAAAGAACGGAAGGAAUCAUGACUGAUCUCCGUUUAGAUUCCAGGUUUAGAGAAGUAGCAGAUAUUGGUAAACAAAGGGGUGAAACUUUGGUUUUAACAAACUCUCACUCUGAUCAUGAUGGAAACGACAAGACCCAAAGAUCUGUUUCAGAUAAAGAGAACUUAUCAGUGAGUCGGCAUGAAAGUGAGAUGGAAGACCAAGCCAACCCUCCUAAAUUGGGUGAAGGAGACAAACUAACAUGGACGGCUCAAGGCAAUAGUUCUUCAACAAACUCGGUUCAUAUAUCUGAUGGGCAAGAAACUGGGAUAAAAAAUCACUUAGAAAGACAGACGGAGGUCGUAAAUCCGAAAAGUUCAAUUCCGCAUUGGACAGAGGAACAGCUGAAUGAGCUUUUAGCAUUUGACUGAGAUAAUUUCUAUUUGUCAAAGCGAAGUACCGGACAAGAUGACGCUGAUAUGCCUAGUUUACAUGUAUCUUUUUGGUGCAAUAUUUAGCAGAUUAAAGGUGCAUGCUUUUUGUAAAUAUUCACA